Messenger RNA from Ooceraea biroi (clonal raider ant), 2049 nucleotides. RefSeq names its product Cysteine rich with EGF like domains (gene Creld). Lineage: Eukaryota; Metazoa; Arthropoda; Insecta; Hymenoptera; Formicidae. Gene Ontology annotation, molecular function: calcium ion binding. The record is from RefSeq and is a predicted model, not a curated record.
UUGAACAAACAUUUGUCGUCUGGUACGUCUAACCUUGGUCGCCAAUGUGGCUAAAGACAUUUCAAAUGAGAUUAUUUGUGAGGCAAUCAUGAUAUAAGAUAGAAUAAUCGUUUGAGGGACUUUUGAGAGACAUUUGUGUUCCUCGCACUUUGAGAGUAACGAAGUCAUUCUGUUAUCUACACUUUUAACAGUCAUUUAUUUAUCCAGUUGUCUCGUCGAUACGAAUAGCCGGCGCGAUAUAAUGCGAGUGCCGACUAGUAUUGUUAUUUUUACCUUUUCAAUAAUAUUAUCAAUUUGCAUGAACAGCAUUCAGUGUAAGAAAGGGAAAGAAGACAAGGAAGAAGUGAAAUCUCAAACGUUUCCACCUUGCGCAGCAUGUAGGGUACUUACCAACAGUUUCAAAAAGGGUUUAGAAAAAACGAGUCGUGGAAAGUUCGAAGGUGGCGAUAGCGCUUGGGAAGAAGAUAAACUGGGUUCAUACUCCAAAAGCGAGAUACGCUUGAUCGAGAUACAGGAGAACUUGUGCAAAGAAGUUGAGCACGGUGAAACGCAAUGUCAUUCCUUAGCUGAAGAAUUGGAGGCGCCAAUAGAAGAAUGGUGGUUUAAAUAUCAAGACAUUUAUCCAGAUAUAUACGAUUAUAUCUGCAUAGAAAGAACGAAACACUGCUGUCCGAAGGAGCAUUAUGGCUCAGAUUGCAUGCCAUGUCCAGGGUAUCCGGAUAAUGUCUGCAGCAACAACGGCAAAUGCAAAGGAGCUGGCACGAGAAAGGGCAACGGCAGUUGCCUCUGCGACAAAGGAUACGUCGGCGAUAUCUGCUCGCAGUGUGCUCCGGGAUACUAUGAGUCUUACAAGAACGAGAAUACCCUGCUGUGUUCUGCAUGCCACAUGGCCUGUGAGGGACCUUGCAAAGACGCCGGGCCAAGCAAUUGCGAGAAGUGUGCGACUGGAUGGUACAUGGUUGAAGGCCAAGGUUGCUUCGACAUCGAUGAGUGUUUGAAGAGCGACAAUGUCUGUGCUAGCAAUCAGUUUUGUGUUAAUAAAGAGGGAAGCUACACUUGUUUAGCUUGUGAUAAGGCUUGCGAUGGUUGUAAUGGUGAUGGGCCGGACAUGUGUACUAAAUGUAUUGAGGGAUAUACUGAAAAGGAUAACUUAUGCAUAAAUACAGAUCUUUUUGGUCGCAAGAAACAGGAAAAUUUGGCACGAUAUAUGACGUACGUGGGACUCUGCGUGGCGACCUGUAUCAUUUUACAGCGCAAUAUUUACGCAGCAAGUGUUAUUGGCUUAUUAGUCGCGUUAUAUAUAUCCAUUUCGGAGUAUAUGAUCGCGAAUAGCAACGUCCAGGAUACUACAGCAAAUAUGGACAUUUUAAAAGCAGUUUAAGUAAAAAUCUACAACAAUUUAGAUAAUUCGCCUCGAAUUCAUUACAGUUUUGUGUUGUGUUUAUGAGGCAUUAGUGCCAAUUGUAUAAAAUAGGUCAUAUUGAAAUUAAUAUGAAAUUAAUAUCAUGAUAUCAUGAAAUUCAAGAAAAUGCAGAAAUUUUAUUUAUUUUCGUGUUGAUAAUGUCGUUUAUCAACAUAUAAGUAAAAUUUAUAUAAAUAAAAAUUUUAUUAAUAUAUUAAUAUAUUUAUGUCUUCAUAUGUUUACGUGCAGUUUUUUUUAUUUUUAUGCUUGAUAUAUUUGCACAAUUAUUUGAUAUUUAUGUACUGAAAUAUUUAAAAAAUGUAGGCAGUUUUUUCUAAUAUUUCUUAUUUGCCGAAUGUACUACAAAGUCAGUUUCACAUAUAUUCCUAUUAUUUCUGUAUGAUACAUGACAGUAAAUAUUAAUCUAAAACAUAUGAAUGAAAUGAUAAGAAAAAUAUAUUAUAAAUUUGAAAUAAGUGCAUUUAUUGAAAUACAUAUAACAUAUAUUACCUAAACAUUUUUAUAUUUUUAGAAGCAACUUUCUAACAAGUAUGUGUAUAAUGUUUUUAUAAAAACACUAUAAUAUGAGAUUAGUUUCAACAAAAAAUAUGGAAAUGUAUGAAUAAUAAAUAUUCAACACAAAUUUA